Messenger RNA from Alnus glutinosa, 706 nucleotides. RefSeq names its product GSH-induced LITAF domain protein. The coding region runs from base 128 to 532 and encodes 134 amino acids. NCBI's taxonomy places the organism in Eukaryota, Viridiplantae, Streptophyta, Magnoliopsida, Fagales, Betulaceae. Gene Ontology annotation, molecular function: zinc ion binding. The record is from RefSeq and is a predicted model, not a curated record. The transcript has 3 exons.
AACCAAUGCCGAGCGUCUUUUUCAAUUCGAGGGAAACGCGUACAAGUUACAAGAGACUUCCUAUCGGAUUUCUUCAAUCGCCCAAAUUCGCUUUGAUUUCGAUCCAGAAGAAGAAGAGGUUUGAGAAAUGUCGAAGGGAGACGAACCGGUCGUCGGAGUUCCUUUCUACGUCGUACAGAAUCCGUACCAAGCUGGAGCGGUUCCGCCGAACGCGAUCUUCGGCGAUCCCAAGGGGAUUCCGAUUCAGCAGACGAUUUACCGCGACAGUCCCGCUCCUUUCAACUGCGUUUACUGCGGUAACACUGGAAUUACCACCGUCAGAUCAAAGCCAAGUUUGGCCGCUGUUAUUGGUUGCAUGAUGCCAAUGAUGCUUGGAAUUUGCUUUCUCUGUCCAUCAAUGGACUGCCUCUGGCAUAAAUAUCACUACUGCCCCAGCUGCAAGGAAAAGGUUGCGGGUUUUGAGAAAUCGGAUCCCUGUGCAGUGAUGGACCCUCCUCACUGGACACAGGAAAGCUUUGCACUGCCUGCGUGAGAUGAUGUCUUCCAUUAUUCAGAUCGUGACUGCUGUGUUUCUUCAUUUGCAUGUGCUUUCUUGUCUGCUUGCUGGCGACUUUUCUUUGUACAUGAACUCAUAAAGUAAGAUUCUUGGUACAUAUAUUUCUAAAAUGCUGCAAUAAGAACUGUCAUUUCUGUGGCACUUGUAUCA